Molecule: messenger RNA, 1152 nt
Organism: Dovyalis caffra
Lineage: Eukaryota; Viridiplantae; Streptophyta; Magnoliopsida; Malpighiales; Salicaceae
Source: the annotation of a GenBank genome assembly
AUGGGUAAGAAAAGAAUGAAAAUGGAAUUGAUCAGGAAAGAGAAGUCUCGUAUGCUAACCUUCCGGAAGAGGAAGGCAGGCUUGCUUAAAAAGGCUUCUGAAUUCUCCAUUCUUUGCGGUGUUGAUGCAUGCGUAAUAGUCUUCGGACCAAAGCAGAACGAUGAUCAACAACCUGUGGCAGCUGAGACUUGGCCUCCAAAUUCCGAUGAGGUUCGGUCUACUAUCAACAAGUACAAGGAUAGCGAUCAACCGAGAAAAUGUUAUCUGGUCUCUGAUUAUUUUACUGAUAAAAAGAAACAGGUUGAUUCGGAGCUUGCAAGAUUGCACAAGGAAAUUAUCAAAGCCAAGUACCCUACUUGGGAUGACUGUCUCAACAAUCUUUAUGCAGUUCAAUUAAGGUUACUUCUUCGUCAAUUGGACGCUAAAAUUGAAAUUGUUGAUAAGAAACUUGGCAAUUUCAAAGAAUUUCAGCAUGGCUUGGAUAACGGAGCACCGUGGGUUCAAGCUACAUCGGUUAAUCCAAGCGUCUGCAUGAAGAGUGAAGAUGACAAUAACAAUAGAUAUCUACCUAAUUGCUUUCAGCUUAAUCCUAAGCUAUUCUAUCCUGAGCAGAGUCAUCAUACGACAGACUUAUUGGAGCCAACCGACUUGCAGCUUUUCUCUGAAGAAAGGCUUUUGAAUGUUCAAUUGCCAGUCCAUUUUCAAUCGGAACAGAGUGCUCAUGGGGCUACAAUGAAUGCAAAUAUCUGGGAUUGGCACGGUUACGAUUCGACUGACUUGCAACUUUCCUGUGAAGCGAAGCCAUUGAAUGCUCAACCACCGAUGCUUUUCCGAUGCAAUCAGAUUGCUCCUGGGACUUCAUCACAUCCACAUGUAAUGGAAGAUGCGUACCAUCAGAAUAACAGCAAUCAAUUUAGUUUCAAGUCCAGUAGUAGUAAACUGCCUUCUGUUAGCCACAUACCAUGGAUGUGGGAUGAUGAAUGGUUCAACAAUGCUGAUUCCUCAAUGACCUAUAUUGCUCCCACCAAAAUGCCACUUACGCCAUCUAUGCAAUUUCCCAUGUCAGGCUUUCUUCAUCAGAUGAACUCUUCUGAAGGAAGUGAUUUCAAUGGUAACAUUGAAUUUGAAGGGAAAGGUCAAGGCUUCAAGUAG